Messenger RNA from Cordyceps militaris CM01, 5859 nucleotides. Its product is annotated as kinesin family protein. Gene Ontology annotation, biological process: mitotic spindle organization; microtubule-based movement. The record is from RefSeq and is a predicted model, not a curated record. Bases 1 to 5859 code for a protein of 1952 amino acids. Gene Ontology annotation, molecular function: microtubule motor activity; ATP binding; microtubule binding. Lineage: Eukaryota; Fungi; Ascomycota; Sordariomycetes; Hypocreales; Cordycipitaceae. The transcript has 9 exons.
AUGGCCGAUGGAGCAGUGAUGAAGAGAAGCCGGCAUUCGGGUCGCAUGGAAGCGGCCAGUCCACUCUCCAAAUUCGAACCGGAUGUCGCCUGGUGCCCGGCCGGGAGCAUGAGAGGGGGAAUCAAGCCACUGGGCUGCAUUGAUGCUUCGAUGGCGGUGACUGGUUCUUGGAAGGGACUCGAUUUCAUUUCGGCUGUUGACAGAACCAAUCGCGUCAUACAGAGAGGGAAGAGAGAGGCCAUGCGCAUGGCUGGGAACAAGGAUGCUGGGAGCCCCUCGUCUGGCUGUCUGGUUGUGGUCGAUGCAGUGCCUGUGCGAGAGCUCAGUGCGUCGAUCGAUGCUGGAAUCUGUACGGGGGAGCGCCUGGAAUACCCACUUCAUCAUCCGUCUCUCGCGCCGUCCAACGGCAACGUGCCGGCCACCACCGCCAUCAAGUCUGCGACUCUGACAAGGAACAGACUCUCGUGUCUUUAUUUUGGUCUUGUCUGGGAAAGUCGCAUUCAAGCAUACUUUCUCUCUCAAGUCGAAAGACCAUUACUCACCCAAGCGCCGCCGGGACCAUCCGUGUCCCCGCGAAAGCCAUUCCCGCCCAAAAUGGCGAGCACGCCGCCAGCUUCGCCUAUCCAUCAGCGGCCCUCGUCCACCAUCUUCAAGCCUUCGAGGAGCAGCAGCAGACUGAGCAUGAGCAGCAAGACGGGUUUUGGCAGCCGCGCCUCGGAUGAGGACGCACGCACUGCUGUCCGCGUCGCUGUCCGCAUCCGACCGCCUCUGCAGCCCUCAGAUCCUGGCUACGACUUGAUACCCCAACGCUUCCAGCGCUCCAUGGUCCAGACCUCUUCAGAUACAAAUCUCUCCAUAGAAUCACCCCAAGGGCGCAAGCUCUUCGUCUUUGACCGUGUCUUUGCGCCCGACGUCGAGCAGCAAGGUAUCUGGGACUAUCUCGCCGACUCGGUCAACUCCUUUGCCCAGGGCUACAAUGUGUCGCUCUUGGCCUAUGGUCAGUCGGGCGCCGGCAAAUCAUACACAAUGGGUACAUCUGGCCCGCUAGAUCAGCAAGACGACAAGAUGAUGGGCGUCAUUCCUCGCGCCGCAACUGCCCUCUUCGCAAAGCUAGAUUCGUUAUACGGCAAAAAUGACGCCUCAAUAGGCUCCAUCCGUGGGAGCCAAUUCCUCACCCAGAUCAAGAACCCCCGUGAUUAUGCCCAGCAAAAUCCCCUCGGCGACCGUCACUGGUCCCUCAAAGCCACCUACGUAGAAAUUUACAACGAACAACUUCGAGAUCUCCUCACUCCCGACACAACUCCUCUCGGCGAACGCACCAAUGUCGCUAUCCGCGAAGACACAAAGGGCAACAUCCUAGUCACCGGUCUCCACCAGGUCCAGAUUGAGUCCGCCGAAGACCUCAUGAACGCCCUUGCCUUGGGCUCGACCAUUCGCCAAACUGACGCCACCGCUAUCAAUGCCAAAUCCUCUCGCUCCCAUGCCGUCUUCUCACUCAAUCUCGUCCAGAGACGCAGCAAGACCCAGACCAGCGCCGCCGAGAAGCGCUUCUCCGUCCCCAUCGAGGCCAUGACGGGACAGGAAGUUUCCAUCACCACAGACAGCAAACUGCACUUUGUCGAUCUUGCCGGCAGCGAAAGAUUGAAAAACACUGGUGCGCAGGGUGACAGAGCCAAGGAAGGAAUAUCCAUCAACGCCGGUCUAGCCUCACUGGGAAAAGUGAUCAGCCAGCUGUCAUCCCGUCAAAGCGGCUCACACGUGUCAUAUCGCGAUUCCAAGCUCACGCGUCUGCUUCAAGACUCGCUUGGUGGCAAUGCCAUCACGUACAUGAUUGCUUGUGUCACCCCAGCUGAAUUCCAUUUGAGUGAAACCCUCAAUACCGUUCAGUACGCCCAGCGCGCCCGCGCUAUUCAGUCCAAGCCUCGCAUUCAGCAAGUCGAAGAGGGUGACAGGCAAGCCGUCAUCGAUCGCCUCAAGGCCGAAGUCACUUUCCUUCGCGAACAGAUUCGCAACUCUCAAAAUGGCGACUCGGGUUCCAAGAGCUCAGGCGCUGGCCUCACCGAGCGCUCGGAGCGCGACAAGGAGCGCGAAGCUGAAAUGCAGAAUCAGAUUCUUGACAUGCAGGAAAACUAUAACGCUCUCGGCCAACGCCAUGCUCGCCUCAUUGCUGAGAUGGCCCGAGCCGGCGAUAAGGAGUCUGCGCUCAGAGAUGCCUCAGACUCGUCACAAGUUAACAGCGCGACCGACAGACUGAAUCGCUCCAAUACUUUUGCCCAGGCUGUCGAGCAGGUCGUUCUCGAGUACGAGAAGACGAUUGAGUCGCUCGAGCAGUCACUCUCCAGUACUCGAAGCACCCUUUCCGCAACCGAAACGUCCCUGCUCGAGAGAGAGACAAAGCUGGCUUACAUCGAUACCAUCAACACACAGCUUCAGUCCCGGGUCCAAAAACUCAUGGAUCGUGAAGCCAACACGGAGUCUUAUCUUCACGAUCUGGAAUCUAAACUCGACGGCCACAGCACAGGCGACGAAAGAAAUGCUUCCGUCAUAAUUGACCUGCGCAAGGAAAUCUCCCGUGCCCGCGAGAACGAGGCAUCGUGCGAAGACUACAUUUCCACUCUGGAGGAGCGCCUUGCCGAGGCUGACCAGGACGGCGAGCUUAUGCAACGCGAGAUUGAUCGCCUUGAACAAAUCAUCGAGCGCCAGCGCAGUCUGGGCAAGCUUGAUUCUCUACUCUAUGAGCUCGAUCAUGUCGAAGAGAUGAAGCAGCCCGAAAACGGUACCCACGAGCAUGCACGUCGCGGGUCUGCUGAUCACUCUCGCAAACUCUCCCACAUUCGCACUCAGAGUCAGAUUAACGAGACAAUUCACGAGGACGACGAGGAUUCCGAUGCCGACACUGCUAAUUCUCACGCCAGUACCGUUAGAGAAGACAUUGACGAGGACUCCCUUGACCACGUAAGCCGCGCAUUCAAGACAACCAAAGCUUCUGACGGCGAUGCUCUUGUCAAGGUCACCCAAAGCCCGGCGCAAACCAAGUACGUGUCAGAUAAACUAGAGGAUGUCACACAGGAGCUGGUGGGCCUCCGUGUUGAGCACGAAACUACUGUCAAUGACUACGACGCCCUUCAAGCCAAGUACGAAGCAGCAAUGCAUAAAAUUGCUUCCCUUCAAGAUGUCGUUGAUGAAUCCCGCCACGUUCACAGCACCGCCCGCGACUCCAUUAUCUCAGAAGUCUCGUCUAGUCAACGACCUGAUUCCUUCCGCUCCUCUGUUGAGUCUCAGCUGGUCAAGGAGGGAGCUCGCUCUUCCGCAUCCCGCUCCCUGUCGUCCGAGCUUUCCUCUGCCAUGGAGUCUGCCGACACUGCGAAUACCUCGGCCCAUGAAGACAUGGUCGAGGAUGACGACACCUCUACCACUAAGCCUGACGCUUCUAGCGACGACGUGACGCACAGUGAACUGACUGCUGAAUUAACCCAAGAGCUGGAACGUCUCAAGCAACUUGCCGACGAUAGAGAAGAGGCUGCCAAGGAGCUCGCCUCCAAAUAUGCCCAGCUCCAGUCUACCCACAGUGACACUCUGGACGCUGUCGAGGAACUCAAGACCAAUCUGUUCAAGGCACGCGCCGUCGAGGCUACCUCGCCACGUACCUCGAGCCCAGUCAUCCGUCGCAAAUCCAGCCAGAACCUCCUCAUCAUAGACAGAGCUCAUCGCUCCUUUGCCUCUCUGCGUAAUAUCGCCAGCGAAAACUUUGAGACCCGUCCAGAAGUUAUGCAGAAUUUCGAGCUCAACCUGAACGCCGCCAUGCACGAACUUCAUACCCGCAGCGAGCGCAUCCAGGAGCUCGAGGCUUCCGUCGCGUCAACAAAGAAGGAAAUGGAGACUAAGAUGACCAUCAUCUCUGGCCUGACUCGUGAGCGCACUAGUUUGAAGGCCAGCCCCAUGGACAUGUCCAUGGUUGCGGCUCUGCGACAGAAGCUUGAGCAAAACGAGAAGCAGCUGGCUGGGAUGGGCGAAAUGCACAAGCAACGCGAACAGUCUCUGCUUGCCGAGUUGGAGCAGCUGCGCGUCCAAUACCAGCAAAGCGACGCAAAGAGCAGAGGCGGCGCUGAUACCUCUGCCUUGGACAAGGACAAGCACAUCAGCUCUCUGCAAUCUGAGCUUUCUGCCUGGGAAACCAAGCAUAACACGGCUCUUGCUGCUAUGCAAGCCGCUGAGACGGAUCUCCACAACACCGUCCGGGGUCUCGAGACCGAACUUGCCACCGCGACCACGAACUUGCAAAAGGUCAAGGCUGCCUCGUCAGCCGAUUUCGACACCAUUGCUAGCAACGAGCGCAAGCACCAAGAUCUCGUCGACUUUUUGCGCAGUGAAAUCGAUGAGUAUAAGAAGCUCAUUUACGCUCACUCUGCCAAGGUUACCGAGCUCGAAAGGGCACAUGUUGCCACCACGUCUCAGCUGGAAGAGAUGUCGACAUCGCACGCGUCCAAGGUCAAGGAGCAUGAGGAACUAGUAGCCCAGCUGCAAGCACAAAUUGUCAGCUUUGAGGACACCUCGAAGUCGCACAAGGAGGCUCUCGACGAGCUGUCGGCGACACAUGCCAAGGCGCUCACCGAGGUGAAGACUCAGGAACAAAAGGGCUAUGAGGCGCAGAUGGCGGUCCUCCUGGCGGAGCACCACGAAUCAAACCGUAAGCUCGAGGCCGAGGUCAACGACGCUCGCGAUGACUUGAUGAAGGUCGCUACGCAAGUAGCCGCUGCUCUUGGGCUGGAGGUCAGUAUCGAGAAGCUUACUGAGCGCAUCGAUGGCCUGGUGAAUGACCGGAAGCUGCUCGAAACAGAGCAGAGCAAGUCUGGCGAGAUGCAGAAACAUAUCGCAGAGCUCACGACUGUUAAUGAGACCAUCAUGCGUGACUUGGAGGAAGUCAAGGGCAAACUUGCUGAGCUUCUGGCAGGACCUGCUGUGGAGACCGAGGCCGCCGCGGAACCCGUAUCUGUGAAGGAUGUGAAGGAACAGAUUAUUGCCGUCAAGAGCAAGAUGGAUGAUCUGGAGUCGAAGAACAAGAAACACAGCCGCUUGGUCGAGGAGCUGGAGGAGCAGCUGCAAAAUAACUUUGAUGAGGCGCAGAUGACGAACAAGCGCCUCAGCUCUAUGCAGACGGAACGCGCAGCGCAGCUGGACGAGGUCAAUGCCGCCCGCACCAAGCUCCAGACGGAACUGGACACGCUACGAAUCGAGUACAAUUCGCUACAGGCCAAGCUGGGCGAAGGCGAUGCCAACGGCGAAGUGCGACGCUCCAACUCGGGUUCCACAAUCCGCAAGGCUGCCUCUCACAAUUCCCUGCCUUCGCCGCCUCCUGCGAUUCCGCUUCCACCGCUGCCUGGCUCUGCAACGUCGUCGGUCAACGGUGCACCUGCAUCGCCGCCAAGCCGCCCUCUGAGCAAGGACAACAUGAAUAUUUCGCAGAUUACCGAGGACCAGGAAGCUCGCAUCCGCACCAUCGAGAAGCACCUGUAUGCGGAGCGCCAGCUUACGCAGACUCUGGAAGAGGCUCUCAGCGAUCUUGAAAAACAGUCUAAGAAGGUCAAGACGGACUGCGAUGCGUGGAGAAAGCGGGCUUCGGAUCUUGAGUUAGAGGUCAAGGACCUGAAAGAACGGCCGACAGAACCGGCGCAGGACAACCGAUGGAGCAUGCAGGUGGUGGAAGAAGAGCGCAAAAAGCGACAGGCGGCGGAGCUGGCUAGAAAGCAGCUCGAAGAGAGGAUGAAUGCCAUUAAGAGGGUAUUUCGGCGCGAGCCCGGCACGUCGCCCAAGACGGUGGCCGACACGCCGGCCGAGGAAGAGCAGACGGUCAUGUCCUAG